UGGGGGGGGGGAAGAGAGAGACUUUGUAAUAAGAAGAAAGGGGGGGGAGGACCACCCCUAGAUCUAACAGAUGACUUUUAAAAGGCCCUGCCUCCAGGCUGUGUUUUGCUUAAAACGUCUGCAAGCGGGAUAAUUGAAUGGCAGGCGGGCGGGCGGAAAAUUAACUCUUUGUAAAAUUGCUUUGCGGGGGGUAAUCCUUCCCGGCUGUUUCUUUCUCAACCGUUCUUGAGCGGCUAGGACAACUUAUAGCGUGGUAGGAACAAAAAUACAAAAUAAAAAAAGAUUGCCAGAGAGAAAGCGUGUGUUUUCAAUCACUCCCUGGGGAUUCUGUGCUGUUUUUCCCGGGAUUUUACUUUUUCUCGCUACAGACUGAUGGACGAUCUCCGCUGGAUCCAACUUCUGCGGCUUCUCCUUUUUCUGGCUUCAUUGCCUUUGUAUGGUGGACAAGAAACUUCAGUGGAGAUCUGCUGCACCCGUGGAUAUGAAUGGCAUAGCUCAAGAGCAAUGCUGUCUCAAUCAACUGGAGGAGCUGCACUGUACAGCUGGAAUAGCUAUUGCCAGCAAGCACGAAGACUGUGAUUCCUAUGAAAAUAAUUCUACCUGUGAAGACAAAAUCAUUAAGAAAUGCUGUUACUGCUGCUUUAUGGGGAAGGUGGCCCAAAAGCAAGGGAACAGCUGUGAACAGAGUCUGCUGAUGGGAUACCAGUGUGGUUUGGUCUUCAGAGCUUGCUGUGUUGAGGGGCAAGAAAGUGCUGAUACGUUAAUUGUUGAUGGCCCUAACAAAGAAUUGGCAUCACCGGUGGAAGUAGAUCAUGAGGAUCAUUAUCUUAAUGACCGCUGCAGAGGAGGCGGCCCUUGCACCCAGCAAUGUAGGGACACAGGCUCCAGUGUUCUCUGUUCUUGCUUUAUGGGCUACCAGCUUAAGCCUGAUGGGUUCACUUGUGAAGAUAUUAAUGAGUGUAUCACUACAGCCAACACUUGUGGCAUUGGACAAAUUUGCAUCAAUACACUAGGAUCUUUCCGCUGUCAGCGUGAGACCAGUUGCGGAACUGGUUAUGAACUAACAGAGAACAAUCUUUGCAAAGAUAUUGACGAAUGUGAGACUGGUACUCAUAACUGCCUCCCCGAUUUUAUCUGUCAGAAUACUCCAGGAUCCUUCCGUUGCCGACCCAAACAACAGUGCAAGAACGGCUUUAUACAAGAUGCUCUAGGCAACUGUAUUGAUAUUAACGAAUGCCUGAGUGCUAAUGUGCCUUGCCCCAUUGGGCAGACUUGCAUCAACACGGAUGGUUCUUAUGCUUGCCAGAGGAACGUGCCAAACUGUGGACGAGGCUAUCAUCUUAAUGAAGAAGGGACAAGAUGUGUAGAUGUAGACGAGUGUUUGGCACCCAAUCAGCCUUGUGGAGAAGGUCACAUGUGUAUCAAUUCCCCUGGCAGCUACCGUUGUGAGUGCCGCGUUGGCUACUAUUUUGAUGGAAUCAGUAGAUCUUGCAAUGAUGUUAAUGAAUGCCGACGAUACCCUGGUCGCCUAUGUGCCCACAAAUGUGAAAACACUGCUGGUUCUUAUUACUGUAGCUGUACAAUGGGUUUCAAACUUUCAGCCGAUGGGAGGUCAUGUGAAGACUUAAAUGAAUGUGAAAGUAAUCCCUGUAGCCAGGAGUGUGCUAAUGUAUAUGGUUCUUAUCAGUGCUACUGUCGUCGGGGCUACCAGCUGAGUGACAUAGAUGGGAUCACGUGUGAAGAUAUUGAUGAAUGUGCUUUACCCACUGGAGGGCAUAUCUGUGCCUAUCGAUGUAUUAAUGUUCCAGGGAGUUUUCAGUGUGCUUGUCCCUCUUCUGGUUACAAAUUGGCCCCCAAUGCACGGAACUGUCAAGAUAUUGAUGAGUGUGUUACAGAAACACAUACGUGCUCAUACAAUGAGACCUGCUAUAAUAUUCAGGGUGGUUUCCGCUGCCUUUCCUUGGAAUGCCCAGAAAAUUAUCGGAAGUCUGGAGAUACAGUCAGUCACGAGAAGACAGAUACUGUUCGCUGUAUUAAGUCCUGCCGACCAAACGAUGCCAACUGUGUGUCAGAUCCCGUUCACACCAUUUCCCACACUGUCAUUUCACUGCCUACAUUCAGGGAAUUUACAAGGCCUGAAGAGAUUAUUUUCCUUCGUGCUAUCACACCAGCAUACCCAGCCAACCAGGCAGACAUCAUAUUUGACAUAACUGAAGGAAAUCUGCGGGAUUCCUUUGACAUCAUCAAGCGCUACAUGGAUGGCAUGACUGUGGGUGUGGUUCGCCAGGUGAAGCCCAUCAUUGGCCCUUUCUAUGCUACCCUGAAACUAGAGAUGAACUACGUUGUUGGAGGGGUUGUCUCACACCGCAAUAUUGUCAACGUGCACAUCUUUGUUUCGGAGUACUGGUUUUGAUUGACCUUGCCAUCUUGAUGGAAGCAGGAGAGCUUCAAAGUGAAUGUUGAACACAAACAAAUAAAAAGUUAUAUACACCUUUUUGAGGGGAUGGGGGUGGCAUGUGGGAGUGAGACCAAAUAGCUUUCUUUUCAAGUGACAUAUCUGGUUUAUAGCUUAAUUAAAGGACCAAUAGCAAACUAUCUAAAAUAGAAGUAGGAUGGAGCAAUAACCUUUGCAUCUGACCUAGCUGGGUUGUAUAUACAAAUAAAUAGUGUGUCUGGCUCCCUAUCCUUCUACUGAGUUUUAAACUCUGCUAAGUGUUUUGCAGAGGUUCUUAAGGCAGGGUGCUGCAUGCAAGAUUUUGCAUGCUCAGAGCCUCGCCUGCCCUUACCCUUCCUUCUUAUAAUGCUUUGCCUGGCUAUGAAAUUAACUUUUUCAUUGCAAAAAAUCAGGAAGGCACUCUCCUAUGCAUUUGGGGUCAUAACUGAUCCUAGCUGAUAUUAACAAAUAUGUAAAAUGGCCACCCCACAACCAUGUGAUAUUCUCUAUAUAUUCUCCUACAAUGUAGUGUUGGUGUAUGUGUGGGUUUGCUCUCUGGUGUUUCUGAUUUUCAUUUUGUGUGUGUUAUGUUUAUAUUUUAAUCUGAAGGUUUCAUUAAAAGGCAUUGGGAUUAGAAAGGCUCCAACUAAAGUCAAUGGUGGAAAAUGAAACACUGCGGAUUCCAAGAUACUGAGGGUCUAAAUGACCCCAGUAUUGGGGAAACUCUCACUUAACAAUACAUUUAGUACUUGAUGUUAAAUCAGCGGGUAAGACAAGGAUGUGCUAAUAAUUAUGUUGCCUUGAUUAAAAGAACUGCAUGGCUAGUUCAGCGUGUCCCAUGGCCAGUUCAGCGUGUCCCAUGGCCCUUUGGACUUUCCCCAAACAGCAUCCGAUUCCUCUCAUGUUGCAUUGCAAUUUUAUUUUGAAAUGGAGGAGAGUUUCAAAAGUAGUUUGUAAUGUGGCACAGGAUUCAAAGUAAAAUGGCAGCAGCAAAUAACCUCUUUUGAGUUCUACAGUAGAGCUUUGGCUUUAUGUCGUUGUUGUACAUCCUGAACGUUUAGAAUUGAAGGGGGAAAUGCACAAAUUAGGUACUCCCAUCUGUGAGAGCCCAUUGGGGUUAACAAACUCAGGGCAUACCCCAGAUCCACAUCUCCAUAUAGUUAUACCCCUUGGUCAAAAACAGUAAUCUUUAAUGUAACCUCACAUUUUUACCUUUAGAUUGUCAAAGACAACUUAGUUUUGAGUUUAUAUCAAAUCACUAAAGUGCUUUCUAUAAGGAGGGAGAAUUAAGGCAGCGGAAAAUGGAAGUUUUCGCAGACUACAGGUGCACAAUACUAUUUUGGGGGGUCAGGGUGGGGAGUAAUAGACGUUAUGGUAGAACCAUCAUUGGCUUUAGUGUGCGUGCAUUUCUUUGUCCCAGUGGUUAAACGGGGCUUGCAGGUUUAUGAAACAGUACAACUGCCCCCCCCAAGCCCUGCACAGAGGCAGAGGUAGAAUGUCUAUGUGCAUCAUGAGCAAUGCAAUUAUGCCUCUCUGUCUCACCCCCUUCAGUUCACUAAAGCAAAAGUGCAGUCUGUCUCUAGCUCAGAGUUGAUGGUUACCAGACACUGAACGGAAGCAAAGGAAAUCAGUUUGUGGAACUGAAUUAAGAACCAUCACUAGGAGAGAGUUUGCAGGUUUGCUCUGUACAGAAGCAUAAAGGGAAGAUAAGGAUUUGGACUUUAACCAAUUUACAUUGUACAGUAAAUAUAUGGUGGUGAACCAGACUGACCAUGUUUGCACUGAAAAGUUACACGUCUUAUUAUUCCAGUUUACCUGUCAUGGCUUCUCCGAAACCUACCAAUCUGAGAUUUGGAAAGGGUGCUGAGAAUUGUCUGUUAGAGAUCCCUAGCCUCCUUUAUGGAACUUAUGGUUGCUAGUGUUUCUCUGAGGAGUAUAAAUGCCUACUGUACCAUUUUUUUGUAGCUCAGACACACCCUAUUUUGUAGUCCUAGACCUUAAAGUGGGAAGGAUCAUGCUUUGGUAUCAGACCUUGUUAGGGAUCUUAUAAUGAAAAAUAUGGGAGACUCAUAGUGCAAUCCUCUGCAUUUUGUUAAUUGUUCUUAACGUGUUUAGGAUUCCAGCACCAGGCAAGAGUGCUGGGCUGGAUAGGCAAGGCAUAUAUUUUUCUUGCAGAAAUGCCUAUACUUGCUUUAUCUGAGCAUAUACCGCAGAGCUUGGAAAAGUUACUUUUUUGAACUACAACUCCCAUCAGCCCCAGCCAGCAUGGCCACUGGAUUGGGCUGAUGGGAGUUGUAGUUCAAAAAAGUAACUUUUCCAAGCUCUGCCAAUUAGAUAUGCAAAACUGGCACAAUAAUAAUUAAUUGCUUUUUGGAAAUGUUGGCCUAAUUUUUUAAAAAACAACAACAGUGGUUUGCUGCAUCAAAGAGUGAACACACAAGAGUAAAUAGCGAAUUGAUGAAAAUUAUCUUUGCACAGAGCACAUGAGCAUCAACUUAUAAUACAUUGUUUCAUGGCUGUUCAAUCAAAUAUGUUGGCUUUAAAUGGCAAGAGAACCUCUCGCUAAAAUGUACAAGUGUAGAAAAGAUCUCACACCUGUGGAACAGUAGGGCCAUCUCGAGGUUUGAGAGGUCUAUGGGCAAAGUGUCCUCUUCUUGGCCCCCUCUUCUGUCAGUGAACUCUGGCAAGUUUACUUGGUUGUGGGGGCAGUGUUCCGAGUCUAGCUACUCUUCUUACUUUCUUGCAAUACCCUAGGACAAUGCUUGUUUGGGACAUUUUGAGAAAUUGAAAGGGUAGCUAAACACACUGUCAGCUCUGCACUGAGACUGCAGUGCAGGCAGGGCUGUAAAUUCCUGGGUAUUUGCCAGGGCGGGAAAGUCCUUAGCUGGCAGCCUGGUCAUAAAUCUGCCAGGCUAACGAGGAUGAAGCGUGAUAAGGGCAAGGCCCUUUCCAAGCUUAUGUGCCAAGCCAGAAGUCCAGAAGCGAGGUCAGUAGAGGUCCGGGUUCAAUUGCUAAAGGGUCAGUCCGAGAUAAGGUUCAGGGAAACUGGAAACACACAAAGCCACUCCUGAUGUUGUAGUCAGCAACAAGCUGAAGCCAAGGUUUGUCUUUUAAGGAGCAGGUUUGUCAGCAGGUGUGAGCCAUCAGCGUUUUGGCCUUAAGUGGACAGGCCUGCCCCUCUUCUGCCUGACCUUCUGUUGUCUACAUUCUGCAGGUGAGGGGGGAGUAUCCUGUUCACUGGCUGCAUCUGGCUGAAGGGCUUCAGCUGUGUCUGGGGUGCUCUGCAGCUGAGGGGGAGAAGGAGCUGGGUUCUCAGGAGUUUCCUCCGUUUCUCCUUCUGGGUCUGCUGUUGUUACUCCCGAGUCAUCCUCGUCUGAUGAGUCCUCCGAAGGGGCCAUGACACACAGCCACAUGGCAUUGCUUAGUGUACUAGGCCACAAAAAAAUCAAGGAGGGCCUCGUACAGGCAUCAGUAGUGGGACCUGUCAGAGUGGUGGGGCCCUGGCAUCCACCCAAGGAUUGCAGGCGCUGACACCCAUGGUGUAGUGUUUUGAGAUCACUGUUUCUUUGUGACAGACUAAUAUGAAAUCAACAGUGCAGUGGAACCAAAUAAUUCUACUCAUUUAUGCCGUGAUCCAGCCAUGGAUCGUGUACAUGUACAUGGAAACAGUAUGUACCUAUUGUGGAUGCAGAGGAGACCUGAACUGGUGGCACAGAAGGUAAAAUUUGUUUUUAAAUUAUUAAUGAUAAAAAGCCCAAUCCAGCCUCAGUCAUAGGCUGCAGAACAACUGGCGGCUGCAGUUGGAUCAGCAUUCUGCCACAUCAAGACAUAUCCCACUAAUCUAUCCCACUGGGGCCCAGGUGAGUGGGCAUCUAUGCCACCAAUAUGCAUACUGUACAGAAGGAUCUAUUUGCUAGGUGAGUGAACCUUUCUGUGUAUCAAACUUAAGUAUGACCCAAUAACCUAAUGAAACUCCCUUCAAAAAAAUUAGUGUUGUAUGUAUCUAGUUUCUCACAACA
Messenger RNA from Rhineura floridana, 6453 nucleotides. It is a transcript of the gene FBLN1, whose product is annotated as fibulin 1. The coding region runs from base 437 to 2413 and encodes 658 amino acids. Gene Ontology annotation, biological process: extracellular matrix organization. Gene Ontology annotation, cellular component: extracellular region. The record is from RefSeq and is a predicted model, not a curated record. Gene Ontology annotation, molecular function: calcium ion binding; peptidase activator activity. NCBI's taxonomy places the organism in Eukaryota, Metazoa, Chordata, Lepidosauria, Squamata, Rhineuridae. The transcript has 17 exons.